Molecule: messenger RNA, 2119 nt
Organism: Peromyscus maniculatus bairdii (prairie deer mouse)
Lineage: Eukaryota; Metazoa; Chordata; Mammalia; Rodentia; Cricetidae
Gene: Hsd17b11
Product: hydroxysteroid 17-beta dehydrogenase 11
Cellular component (GO): lipid droplet
Molecular function (GO): steroid dehydrogenase activity; oxidoreductase activity, acting on the CH-OH group of donors, NAD or NADP as acceptor
Source: RefSeq, a predicted model, not a curated record
UCUCCAAGGUCGGCUGCAGACAGGGAGGGGAUUUUUCCGAUGGAGGAGAGCGAGCGGUACCUACCCCUCCUACGAGGAAGUAGGUGAACGCUGUCAGGGUCGCACCGCCCUAGGGCUUGCGCCUGGACUUCGUCCCUCCCAGAUAUCCCAGCCAGCGAGCAGUUGCUCUGACCGCAGCCGGAGCCAAUGGCAAAAACCGUCCUGAAGCCCGGCCCCGCGGAAGGAACGGUUUCAGAGUUGUUUGUUUCUCUUUGAUAAAGGGACUCUGCCUUGCUCUGGCUUUUACUCUGUGCGUGACCAGACAACCUCCAGAAGCAGUUUAAGGCGAGGAACGAGAACACCGCGCAGCCUGAAGGAUGAAGUAUCUGCUUGACUUUAUUCUGAUGCUGCCCUUGCUCAUCGUCUUCUGCAUAGAGUCUUUCAUCAAGCUUUUUGUUCCCAAGAAGAAGAAAUCAGUCUCCGGAGAGAUUGUCCUGAUCACUGGAGCUGGUCAUGGAAUUGGAAGACUGACUGCCUACGAAUUUGCCAAACUUAAAACCAAAUUGGUUCUCUGGGAUAUCAAUAAGAACGGCAUCGAGGAGACAGCUGCAAAGUGCAAGGAACUGGGUGCCCAGGCCCAUCCCUUCGUGGUGGACUGCAGCAAGCGGGAAGAGAUUUACAGCGCUGCGAAAAAGGUAAAGGAAGAAGUUGGAGAUGUUAGCAUUCUGGUAAAUAACGCGGGCGUUGUCUACACUUCAGAUUUGUUUGCUACGCAAGACGCUCAAAUUGAAAAGACUUUCGAAGUCAAUGUGCUUGCACACUUUUGGACCACAAAGGCAUUUCUUCCAGAGAUGAUGAAGAACAAUCACGGCCAUAUUGUCACUGUGGCGUCAGCAGCUGGGCACACGGUGGUUCCCUUCUUGCUGGCUUACUGUUCCAGCAAGUUUGCUGCUGUUGGCUUCCACAGAGCCUUGACUGACGAGCUGGCUGCCCUGGGAAGAACCGGCGUCAAAACAUCGUGUCUCUGUCCUAACUUCAUCAACACGGGCUUCAUCAAGAAUCCGAGUACCAAUUUAGGGCCCACCCUGGAACCUGAAGAGGUGGUAGAACAUCUCAUGUACGGGAUCCUCACUGAGAAGAAAAUGAUAUUUGUUCCAGGUGCUAUAGCGUUUUUGAUAGUGUUGGAAAGGAUCCUUCCUGAGCGAUUCUUGGCAGUUUUAAAACACAGGAUCAAUAUUAAGUUUGAUGCAGUUAUUGGAUACAAAGAUAAAUGAUGAAGACUGCCUGGUUUUCUUGAAAGCUGAUUUACCGGGCUCAAGUUGAUUUCUUCCUAUAUUAAUCAAGAUUUUAAUGUUUUUAACUUUUUUUUCCUCAAUAUUCUGCUUCUUCACCGUCUCCUCUUGAAGUGUGACCACGCUCAUGAAAGCCAGUUUCACAUCCUAGAGCCAAGUAGCCUUAAGAGUUGCUCUUGCCAGGUGGUGGUGGCACAUGCCUUUAAUCCCAGCACUCAGGAGGCAGAGCCAGGUGGAUCUCUGUGAGUUCAUGGCCAGCCUGGGCUACAGAGCGAGAUCCUGGACAAGCACCAAAACUACACAGAGAAACCCUGUCUCAAAAAACAAACAACAACAACAACAACAAAAAAGAGUUGCUCUUACUGAAAAGGGGUGGGGGGGGCACACAAUCUAUUUCAUGAUAAUACUUUUCCCAGAUUUUGUAGCUCAUCACCAAGUUUUCAGAGCUUGUACUAUCAAUUUUUAUUUAUAAUAUUUGUAAUUGCGCUCUCAGUUUAUAUAACUCACAUUUCCUCUUCUAUUCCAUAUACAAUUAGAAACCUUUAUCUCUACUGAAUGAAGGACUGUGUCCAGUGUCACUUCACAAUGGUUUCAUGUGCUCUGGAACAUUCCAUCCCAUUUAUCAAAUACCAUUUCCUGAAAUACCAGCCCAAGGAAGCUGGGGGUAGAUGCUGUGGCAGGGAUAAAAGCAUCUGCAGGAUUUCAGGCUGAAGUACAGGGGAAUACACUUACAAAUGCUAAUAAUAAAUGGGCCAGAUUUCAGUUCUCAGUGUCUCCAUCUGCUACACAUAGAACAUGACUUGAACUUUAAAGGAAAAUCGAUGAUGCAAUAAAGUCUCUCUCUCUUG